Tremella mesenterica DSM 1558 is the source of this 2868-nucleotide messenger RNA. RefSeq lists its product as uncharacterized. The transcript is spliced from 7 exons. NCBI's taxonomy places the organism in Eukaryota, Fungi, Basidiomycota, Tremellomycetes, Tremellales, Tremellaceae. Bases 1 to 2868 code for a protein of 955 amino acids. The record is from RefSeq and is a predicted model, not a curated record.
AUGGCUUUUUUCAACAUGUUCAGUCUAGUAGCCCUAUUGGUUCUGAUCAAUUUCUGCCACGGCCUAGCAUGGCCGUUUGACUCGCGGGCAAAGGCUCCGAAGUGCAAGUACGACCCCGAUUGUCCUCCAGAUCAGCAUUGUGUACAUCAACCGAAUGGUGAUCAUCGAUGUGGACCAGAGGGAAUUGGUUGUGUCUUUGAUCAAGACUGUCCAGGAGGUUAUUGUUUCCAGGAAAUAUGCACCAUCACCGGACCAGCCAUCACUACCAUCACUGUCGCUCCGCCACCCGGAGAGACCUUCCGGGGAAGUUGUAAUACCGAAAAGGAUUGUCGACCAGAUGGGUAUUCUCUACAAGCCAACCUAGGUCAACUAGAUGAUUACGUCUACGAACUCCUCCUCGACGCUCAACAACUCGACCAGGAUCUCGGCAACCGUACCCAUCAUACCAGAGACAUGGUCGACCGAGUUAUUCGCCCUGCGACAGAGGAGAAGAGGAACAUCCAAGAAAGACAAGGACCAUAUCCGUAUUGUCCCAUCGUUGAUUCGACGGAGGUAUUCAGUUUGGUAGGACAGAUUCAGAGGGAUCUCAAUUUACUCGCUGCGGCGAUACAUGACGCUCAAAAGACGGCGAAGAAAUCCACGAGUCCUGCUGAGAUUGCUUGGCGCACGACGUCGUAUCUACUGAUGAAGCUUUCUAUGCUUCUCUUGACGUGUUUUAGUGUGGUUGUUGCUCUUCCACACUACACGCGACUACCCAUAGGUCUACCUGGUGGGCAACAUUGCUUGACUUGUCUCGAUAAAGAUUCGAAAGUAGCAAGAGAAGUCGACUCGAACGCUAUCGACGUCAUGCUUAAGAAGAAAGAUCAUGAGGAUCAUGGCGACCAUACAAGUACAAAAACUGUCAUUGAUGAAGAAACAACAACUAUCACAGAGGAACACACGUCCACUUCCAGACAUAAUGAUCAUACAUCAACUACCGAACAUAGCUCGAGUAGUGUACAUCAUACCUCAUCUGUUGAACCUUCGGUUUCCUCGAGUAGUCACCAUGCUUCGGCCACUCCUGCUCCUGAGUCCUCGAGUAGUCACCAUACCUCGGCCACUCCUACUCCUGAGUCCUCGAGUAGUCACCAUACUUCAUCGAGUAGUCACCAUGCUUCAUCGAGUAGUCAAGAAGCUUCGCCCACUCCUAAUCCUGGACCCAUAUCUAUCCCUUAUGUCCUAGCCAACCCGGCUGUCGGUUGCCCGGCCGAAUAUCCUUACAGCUGUCCAAUCUUGUCCACUCAACUGCUUGAGGUGUUGUACUGUACCGAAAGUCAGGUCUCUUGUCCUCUUGCUCUUCCUUCAUCAUCGGGUAUCGAAAUAGCUUUGCCCAUACCUACUCCUCCUGUUUUGUUAUCGGGUAAUCAACAAGGUUUGCCCAUACCUACUCCUGGUUCGUUAUCCGGUGUUCAACCGCCAGCCUUGCCCAUCAUACCUGCUCCUGGUUCGUUAUCCGGUGUUCAACCACCAGCCUUGCCCAUCAUACCUACUCCUGGUUCGCUAUCAGGUGUUCAACCACCACCCUUGCCCAUCAUACCUACUCCUGGUUCGCUAUCAGGUAUUCAACCACCACCCUUGCCCAUACCUGAUCCUGGCUCGUUAUCGGGUGUUCAACCACCAGCCUUGCCCAUACCUGAUCCUGGCUCGUUAUCGGGUGUUCAACCACCAGCGUUGCCCAUACCCGUACUACCUGCUCCUGGUCCGUCAUCGGGUGGCCUCCCACCAGUUCAACCACCAGCGUUGCCCAUACCCGUAAUACCGACUCCUGGUUCCUCCUCGGGUGGCCUCCCACCGGUCCAACCACCAGCCUUGCCCAUACCUGUAGUACCUACUCCUGGUUCCUCCUCCGGUGUCCUUCCACCUGUACUCCCACCUGUACUCCCACCUGCCCUCCCACCUGUACUCCCACCUGCCCUCCCACCUGUACUCCCCCCCGUCCAACCACCGGCCUUGCCCGUACCCGUAGUACCUACUCCUGGUUCCUCAUCGGGUGUCCUCCCACCUGUCCUCCCACCUGUCCUCCCACCGGUCCUCCCACCUGUCCUCCCUCCUGUCCUCCCACCUGUCCUCCCACCUACCUUGCCUAUACCCGUACCUGCUCCUGGUGCGUCGUCGGGUAUUCAACCACCAGCCUUGCCCAUACCUGCUCCUGGUUCAUUACCGGGUAUCCCACCAGCCUUGCCUGUACCUGCUCCUGGUUCGUUGCCGGGUAUCCCACCAGUCUUGCCCGUUCCUGCUCCUGGAUCAUUACCGGGUAUCCCACCGACCUUGCCCACUCUCCCAAUACCAAACACAUACAUCCUAGGCAACCCGGCUGACGCUUGCCCAGCCCAAUAUCCUACCAAGUGUUCACUCUUGUCCGCUGCACUGGUUGAGAUUACGUACUGUUACGCAUUUUCUCCCUGUCCGGCGAGCCCUUUGAAUCUUGUUCGUCGACACGAAGAGGAAAAAUCGUCUGAUUUCAUCGUGGUCAAAAAUCCAUCCCACGGGUGCCCACGAAAAUUCCGAUACAGCUGUCCGCCUCUGUUUGGACUCGAAUCGGAGGAACUGGUCUGUUAUAAGGAACCUCGCCCCUGUCCGCUGAUUGAAGCUAUCGCUCGAGACGACGGUCAUUUGAUCAAAGAAAGGUCACCGAAAUCUAAACAUAAACCAACACCAACCCCAUCACCUGAACCCGAACCGAUCAUCCUAUGUCCUCCUUUCAGCUGUCCGCCAUUGCCACAUGAGAUCCUUGCCAUGGACAAACGUUGCCUCAGGGAGGCAGAAAUUGCCUGUCCAUUGGAAGGUAUCGCCAAACGUGAUGAAGGUGUAGUAUCAGGUGCAGAAUGA